This is a messenger RNA of Symbiodinium natans, 1698 nucleotides long. NCBI's taxonomy places the organism in Eukaryota, Dinophyceae, Suessiales, Symbiodiniaceae. The record is from the annotation of a GenBank genome assembly.
AUGUGCAUUCUCUGUCAACCUAUGAGGGGCGCCUCGAGGCAGCUGACGACCGUGAGCUGCCCCACUCGCAGCUCCCUGCACACGGAGUGGGGCUGCCCGGAUGGCGAGCUCGGGCCAGAGCUCCUCGUGGACCCGGGCUUCUCGGGCGCUGCCUGGGGGACCUACCUCAAGGAGCCAGGCGGCGCCAGCUUCAGCUUCACCGGUAACGGCGUGGCCGUCGAUGCGGCGGCGGACGAUGAUGAGACGCCGUGGCACGUGCAGCUGACACAGGCGAUCUCUCUGGAACAAGGUGGCGCCACGGAGUCUUUUUAUAGCCUGUGCGUCCAAGCAUCUUCCACGGAGGCCGGCACGAUCCAAUUCGCUGUGGACGCCGACGGUGCCCUCAACUUUGCUGUGGCCGGGGGCGACGUGCGUUUGACGAUGUUUUUGUGGGCGUAUCUCGGUAUUUCUCAGACACACGGGCCGGGUGAUGACUCGCUAGACUGCCUUCACGAGACUGGGACCAGAUUGGCCGGCGAUGGCCGGUUCCGCAACCAUUGCUUUGGCUUCCGCUUGGGGCCGUCGGAUUUCACAUACCAAGGGCGUGUUUCCCUGGACUUGGGCGCCGUGAAAGACGUGAAGGUAUGUCAUGCAUCGCUCAAGCGCUGCGCGGUGCGCCCCAGGGUGGCUGGCAUCACGCCGGUGAGGCGGUGCCACCUCGCUCCGCUGUCGCAGGGGCUGGGCUGCACUCUGCUGGACAGCCAGAGCGGUGCAGAGUUCCGCGAGAAUCGGCAUGGCCAGGCGACUUGUCUCCAGAUCAGCGGGGAACUGGUAAGGAAACCGCCGGAAAGCGAGCAUGCUUGCGAGAGCAGCGACGAGUUCCGACUCCAAGGCAGCGCGGUGAAAGAGCUCAGAUUUCUGCUUGGCAGAAGCCCGGACAAGGUGCAGAGGUUACAGCCGUGGAACUCCCUGGCCCUGACGCUAUCCAGCAUUUCUAUGUAUUUCUUGUACCUUUUGAGCGGCAAGGAAGUCUUCAGCGAGCUUUGCGAGUACAACGAGACGGUGGCUGGGCGCCGGGGCGCCGAGAAGAGGCCUGAUGUGACCAGUCGCCAGUGUACGUCGUACGUACAGCUCUGGGAGUGGAACUUCGAUGACAUCGCAAAGGAAGAGGCCUCCGCGCAGUGCUUGCCGGAUGCCGUGCCGCCGAGCCUUCGGAAGCUCCUUCAGAGCGACGCUGCAAGAUUCCCAUUGGGAAUCUGGGUCAAUGGGAAUCCCCAGGAUCUAAUCAUGAGCGCCAUCUUUGAAACACGCAGCCAGGAGGUGCUGGGCAUAAACACGUCGGUGUCACAGCAGCGACGGCGCAGCGUUGCAGACGGGUUCUAUGCCCUGGCAGGAUGCGAGGCAAACGAGCCACAAUGGAAUUGCCACGGCGCAGAGUCGAGGAUGCACGUCAUGCUGGGUGCCUUCGUGGUAUACAGCGAAGCCCAGCUCGAUCAGGUGCAGCGCUUGCGAGUGGGUGGCAUCUUGGAGCGAGCGCUUUUCGACCAGGCGUACAGGGAGCAUACCGCAUCCCUGGACUUCUUUCGCACAUACGCAGCUGAGGCUGCAGAUUCUGUAGGCAGCUUCAGGAACGUCUUCGCCAGGAUAGGCGACUUCGACCCUGCAGACCUCUCCUGCCACUGCCAUGCAUCAUCACAUGUUGGCUCGGUGCAGUGUUAA